Molecule: messenger RNA, 409 nt
Organism: Oppiella nova
Lineage: Eukaryota; Metazoa; Arthropoda; Arachnida; Sarcoptiformes; Oppiidae
Source: the annotation of a GenBank genome assembly
AUGGUGUAUGGAUUGGGAUCUAAUAUAAGGGGUCAGCUCGGGUUUGGACACAACACACCCAUUCAUACACCACAACGAGUGCCAGAAUUAUGCCAUAAAAGUAUUCAUCAGUUUUUAAGCGGAUCUGACUUUGUAUUGGCUGUCAAUACGGAUAAUAAUGUGAUAUUCGGUUUCGGUUGCAAUGAUGAGGGACAAUUGGGACGGCAUGUGGAUAUGGAUGUGAAUGUAUUCGGGUGGGGGAGUAAUGGCUGGGGACAGAAAGUCACGAUAAGUUGAAUAAUUCAAUAUCAUUUGAAAAGUCAUUUGAUGUAAUAAAUAAGCUUGGUGAGGGUUGCUAUGGACAGGUAUAUAAAGUUCGCGAUAAAUGUAAUCAUGAAUUCUAUGCAAUAAAGAAAUGUCAAUUAUUUGG